CCCCAGUGCACCACCCGUCCCAGGCGCCCCCAUGCGGCCACCAGGUCCCUUGUUACCCACUUGGGUAUCCCGGUGGCAUGUUCUUCGCUGCUGCACCUUACGCCCAGCUGCCCCUGCAACCAGACUAUUCCCUCCUCCUCGAAAGGAUCAAAGACCUCCACGACGACCUCCAAGCCGCGCGUAUCGCUUCCGAUGAGCGCCUGCUCAACCUGGAGGGCCUCAUGAAGGAAGCACAAAAUGCCACCGCAGAUACUUAUACAAAAAUACAGAGUCUGCAAGACGCAGUUACAGAAACAAAGGAUGCUGUGAAAGAUGCAAGGGAUGCUAGCGAGAGGAGCACCGAGGCUAUCCGCGAACAGCUUGUGGGUGUCCAGGAAAAGCUUGAUCACGUUGUGACUAUCCAGGAAACCCCAAAUGAGAUCGCACCCGCUGCCUCAGCCCCGCGCCGCGAGUCUGCCACCACGAAUCCUGAUCCUCUGUGGGCGUCUGUUAUGAACAUCGAGGAACUUGAGAGGAAAACUUCUGGCAAUAGGCGCUCAACUGAAGAACCCUUUCAGCAUGACCACUCUCGCAGAAACUCGGACAUGACAACAUGGGAUGCGUCAUGCAUGCAUUCGACUUUCAUGUCCGUCGACGCGUCUGGUCAAAGGCAACCUUCAAAGAGCCUUACUCCAGUCAAUUGGUCACACAACCGUAACGAGCCACAGGACUAUGCCUCUCAGGAUUCUUCUCGAGAGAACACCCCUUCUUACCCCCCAGGAUCCGACUUGGACCUUGCCCCGUAUAAGAUUGUCACUGAGCGCUCUGCCUCCCCCGAUGAUACCAUGCGCGCUCUACGACGCAGCGUCCUGGGAGACUCCGUAGCAGGCGCCGUGGUCCUCGACCCUUGGAACCAGCGAGAAUCUGCGUCAGUGUUGCCACCUCCGCUUGCACAUGUGCCAUCUACUCCGCCCUUGCCUUCGCCGCCGCCUACAACGUCACCGGAUCCACGUCGUGUUUCAGCAUCGUCAGUACCGCCUAGAUAUUCAGAAACGCCUUCGCUCCCAGAUCAACAUAUUGAUUCAGACUUGCCGCAUGAACCUGAGAACGUUGUGGAGGAACGACAUUCUGAGCCGGUUGCAGAUGCAUCGGAUCCAGUGCUCGCCCUGGAAUUGCAAGAACGUGAAGCUGGCCCGAAGACACAAGGCUCUGAGCCAGUCAUGGAUACGUCAGAUCCUACAACCACUCCGGAGCCUCAAGAAAGCGAGCCUGCUGAGAAAGUACAAGAAUUCGAAUAUACUAUGGAGGCACAGGAUUUGGAACCUGUUGCGGAAGCAAAGGAAUUUGAAUCGGCCGUGAUGGAGCCACUAGCCAUUGAGCUUGUAGUGGAAGCACCGGCCGUCAAACCUAUCGUGGAAGCACAAGGAGCUGAAUGUCGCUUGGAGACACAAGAAAUGUCCGACCAUGUUACAGAAACUGAACGACCUGAUAUUGCAGAGAGCCCCGCACCGGAAGAUGUUGUGGAGAGUCCACAGCCAGAACUCGGGGCACAAGGACAAACACCUGAGCAUAAUGUGAAGACGCCAUCACCCCAAGCUCCUGAAACCACGCAGGAAAAGAAAACUGAACCCGUUGUGAACCCGCCUUCGUCCGACGCCGAGGUACAGAGUUCUGACGAUGCCAUGGAUAAUGCAAUGCUCGAUAGCCCUCCAGAGUCGACCUCGACGGACAGGGACCAGGAAGAAGCCGACGUCAUUCUUGCGCUGAUGGGAGGCGCGUCCGCCCACAGCUCCCCGAUAGCGCCUCCCCAAACGCCCCGCCUCGCGAUAGAUACUUUGCCACUGUCGUCUCCACUCACCGCCCUCUCAUCAUCAGAUGAAGACGAAGACGAGUCCAUGGCCACCGAGAAGCCCUCGCCGCCGACUUCAGACGAGGAAGAUGUGGUGAUAGUGACCCCCAAGUUCAAAAGAAAAUCCCGGAGAAAGAAGUUGGGUGUGCGCGCCGGGGACCACGAGGAGGAGGAUGACGAUGACGACUAUAACGAUAUCAGCGAACGUGCCCUACCUCGCCGCCCCACCUCUGUCAUCCCCCCACCGCGGCCCAGCACUUCUCUCAGGCCUAGGAAGCGCCCAGCAGAAGUAGUUGACUCCUCUGAGCCUCCUGAAGCUCAAGAGGCUUCGCCGAUACCUGACCCGACGCUGGAUGAGAUUUUAGAAAUGCCUGAGAAGGACCGGUCGCUCCAGCACUUAUUUCGCCUCACGAUGGCCGGGAAGGGCGAGGGGCAGGGUGCGAAGCGCAAGGCAGAGGUGCUCCCCACUUCCAUGUCCGCUUCAACUGCAAACACAAUCAAGCUCGGUGGCGGGCGCAGACAGGAGGAGAGCGCGAGCGCACCCCGGUUGAAGAGGAAGCGUGGGCCAGUAAAAGGGCAUGCGCACACGCAUAUGCAGGAGGAGAGCGCGAGCGCGCCACCGCUGAAGAAGAAACGCGCGCCCGGGACGGGGCAAGGGCAUGCGCACACGCAUAUGCCGGUGUUGGAGGAAAGCGCGAGCGCGCCGCCACCGACGCAAAAGCGUAAGCGUGGACGGCCGAAGAAACCGGAAACCAUCGCACGAGAGAAGCAGGCAGAACUGGAGAGGCUGAGGGUGCAGCAGCAGCAAGGCGAGCAAACGGAGGGCGAGGAGCACGCAACGUUGCCCGGCCAGCUACAGCGAUCGCUGACGGGGCUUGGGAGGCAUAAUAAAGAGAAGGCAGCCAAAACGAAGAAGGGAGCGAGCGCGGCGAUGCGGGUGAAGGCCGAGCCUGAGACGAAUACCGUUAUUCCGCCACCAAGGCCGAGAGGAAGACCGCGCAAGAGCGAGGGCUCAAAUAACGCUGGCCCAAGCACCGUGAGUACAGAGAGGAUGAAGAGCGAGGGUACGGUGGACGGGUACGAGUGGCCCCCGAUAGAGGAUUAUGGAGAAUUGGAUGGGUUUUCCCGCCAGCUGAUCCAGUGUGACAACUGCGAUGUAUGGUAUCACUUCGUCUGCGUGGGCAUCUCGGCGGGCGACCCGAGGUUGGCGGAGGGUGUGUUGUUCAUUUGUCCUCCGUGCACACUGGAACCGGCCAGACGUAUUUCAUUGCGCAAUCGUACGGAGUCGUGCGGGCGGCCCAAAUGCCAGCUGUCUCCAGCCGCCCAAGAGUUCUUCAUGGAACGCAUCAUUGGGCGCAGGCGCUGCGGGCAGGCAGGAUUCAAGUGGCUUGUCAAGUGGGAUGGAUUUCCCAUCACCAUGGCGUCAUGGAUCACUGAGGGUCAAAUGACUGAUAAUUCGGUGUAUCUCUUUAGGGAUUUUUGUUUGGCCGCCAGAGACGAAAACAUUGACCUUGAGGAGCCGCAGGAGGUUGUGCUUCUCAAAGAGGCGACGAAAGGUGAAUGGGCGUGGGAGGGAGAUAGGUGUCUCAUUCCAGUUGAUUCGGAUUGAGCUGCGUAACUACGAAAAUUUGGCAUGAGGUUGGAAAGGUGGGAGGUCUUGUGUUUCUGCAAUAGUCGAUGUCAUGCGAUGGGGUGCCAUUUUCUUGGUUUAAUUUUUCUCCUUUUCCCCCCAUAAUAUUUACUUUGUCUCACUGCUAUCACUGUUAUCAUCAAUUUGCCUCGCUUAUCAUUCAAUUUUCACUUGUACAUUAGACACUACUAAUUCGUUGUUAAUAAAAGACACAACUUCUUCC
This is a messenger RNA of Coniophora puteana RWD-64-598 SS2, 3681 nucleotides long. RefSeq lists its product as uncharacterized. NCBI's taxonomy places the organism in Eukaryota, Fungi, Basidiomycota, Agaricomycetes, Boletales, Coniophoraceae. The transcript has 10 exons. Gene Ontology annotation, molecular function: DNA binding. The record is from RefSeq and is a predicted model, not a curated record. The coding region runs from base 78 to 3437 and encodes 1119 amino acids.